Messenger RNA from Echinostoma caproni, 867 nucleotides. NCBI's taxonomy places the organism in Eukaryota, Metazoa, Platyhelminthes, Trematoda, Plagiorchiida, Echinostomatidae. The record is from the annotation of a GenBank genome assembly.
AACGCAGAAUUCCAAGGUUUGUUUGAGGAUAUUGAAUGUCUGGCCUUGAUGGUUGCCUGUUUAUCGCACGAUUUGGACCAUCGGGGUACGGAUAAUCAGUUUCAAGUGAAAACAAUGUCCCCUUUGGCCGAACUCUAUUCGACUUCCGUGCUAGAGCAUCAUCACUUCAACCAGUGUAUGAUGCUACUUUCCAAACGGGGCAAUAACUUCAUGUCCAAUCUUUCCGUCCCUGAUCAUCGACGCGUGGUGCGUCUCAUAGAGGAAUACAUCCUGGCCACGGAUCUGUCACGUUAUUUCGCCCGGAUUCCGAUGUUCAAACGCACAUUAGAAGCACGCCAAACUCGAUCAGAUCCUACCUCCAUGGAACCCUGGUCUAACAAUCCGGCUGAGCGUACACUACUCGGUUGCAUGCUGAUGACUACCUGUGAUAUUUCGGCCAUCACCAAACCGUGGCCCGUUCAAAAGCUGGCACUAAUGGACCGCACUCACAUUAAUGAACUGCCACAAUUGCAAGUAAACUUUAUCGACGCGGUUUGCUUGCCAAUCUACACUUCCAUUGUUCAGGUUCAUCCCGCACUGCAACCGUUACUAGACGGAUGCACACGGAAUCGGAAAUGUUGGUCUCUGUUGGGCGAGGGCUGCGAAGUGCCUGAGAGCCUGUUCGGUCUGGACGAGAUGGAAUCCGACACUCCUGCAUCCCCGGGUCUGUCUCCAAACAGUUCACCCACGGCUUUGCGAAUGGGGUCAAUCCACGCAACCACAGUUCGUCGGAUUGUCAAUGCCAAACCGUUUGAAUCCGCCCCUGCUCGACGCACGUCCACAAGCACAUCGACAACAGUCGGGGGUUUCAAGACCGAUAUUCGAUAG